AUGGCAGGUGAAGAUAAAAUUAAGGAAAAAGCUUCAAAGACUCGUAAAUCAAGACAUAUCAAAAUUUCAACUCCACACAUGGCAUCCCAUGAUGCACCUCCAGAUAUGACAUCUCACGAUGCACCUCCUCACAUGACAUCCCAUGAUGCACCUCCUCACAUGACAUCCCAUGAUGCACCUCCUCGUACUACAUCCCAUGAUGCACCUCCACAUACGACAUCUCUUGGUGCCCUUCCUCAUUUUACACAUCCUUCUAAGACAUUGCAUUUUGCAUCUCCUCAUAGUAUAUCUCAUGUUGCACCCUCUUCAAGCACAUCUCGUGUUAGACCUGUUUGUAGGGCAUCUCUUACUAAGAAAUCUAAUGGCCUUCCUCAUACACCGACAUCUGCUACUAUGACAUCUAAUGGCCCACAUCCUUAUGUUUCACCUCCUAUAAGGGAAUCUGCUACUAGGACAUCUAAUGUCCCUCCUUCUCAUGUGUCAUCUGUUCUUAGGACAUCUAAUGUCCCACUUUCUCAUGAUGUGUCUACUACUAGGACAUCUAAUGUCCCACUUCCUCGUGUUACAUCUGCUGUUAUGACAUCUAAUGUCCCAGUUUCUCAUGCUACACCUGCUACUUCGACAUCUAGUGUCCCACUUCCUCAUGUUGCAUCUGCUACUAGGACAUCUAAUGUCCCACAUUCUCAUGUUGCAUCUGCUACUCGGAUAUCUAAUGUCUCAAUUCCUCAUGCUUCAUCUGCUACUAGGACAUCUAAUAUCACACCUCCAUCUUCAAUACGAGGGGUAGCAUCACCAUCUAUUUCACAACCUUAUGAUUCUGAUGGAGCACAAACCCCAAGAUCAAGUGAAACAGUUAUUCCAUCUGAGACACAAAGUAGUGGUGGAAAGCAAACUUUGUACCUUGACUUGCAAGGAUUUUUGCCUUCGUAUCCUGUAGCUAGUGGGAUCGGAGAUAUCAUUAGAAGUAAUUAUAGUAUGCCAUGGAACUCAUGGAAAAAGAUACACAUUGAUACAAGGGACUUGUGGUUUGGAGAGUUUAAGACGGAAAUGAAUGGUAUUCCCCCCACUCCUUCAGAUUUUUUUGUUCACACACACCAACAUCGCAAGAAUAAGACUUGGGUUGAUCGAAGAUCGGAACAUGUUUAUGAAAAUUAUAAACGUAGAUGGGAAGAAUUAACCCAACAAGAAUCUUCGCAAGGAACUCCGCCACCAAAGGAAAUUGAUGUGUGGACCGAGGUUGCAGGAAUAAGGAAAGGACAUGUUUAUGGUCUUGGGAGUGAAUCUUCUUUAUUUGCAAGUAGGAGAAAUUACCGUGGUUCAAGUUCCUCAUCAACUGAAUGGGUGCAAAGACAUGAAUUUGAAGAACUGAAAAUUGAAAGGGAAGAAAUGAAAAUUGAAAGGGAAGAAAUGAGAAAGGAAAGAGAUGAACUUCGUGAUGCGCUAAAACAAUUGAUGGAAAGCUUAAACUUUCAGCCCAAGCCAUAUAUUAGAGAACAAGUUCAUGAAGAUGAUGUGGAUGAUGAUAAUGAUGAUGUGGUUGAUGAUAAUGUUGAUAUGUCUGAUGAUAAUGUUGAUAUGUCUAAUGAUGGUGAAGAAAUAGGAGACAAAUGACAAGUGAAAUAAUGUGGUUUACUUUUAUAUGUUUUGUAGUUGUUUUUUGAGUUAGGAUAUUGACUUUUUGUAUGCAAGAAUUGAAAGGGAUUUAUUCCCCCUUUGGUAUGUGUAUGAUGAUGUCAAAGACCAGUUUACCAGUAACUUAGCUUGGUUAUGUUUUGGAUUGA
Molecule: messenger RNA, 1781 nt
Organism: Vicia villosa (hairy vetch)
Lineage: Eukaryota; Viridiplantae; Streptophyta; Magnoliopsida; Fabales; Fabaceae
Exons: 4
Coding region: 1-1611 (536 amino acids)
Source: RefSeq, a predicted model, not a curated record